UCCCUUUUCCGUUUUCCUGUUUUUGGUAACUUUAAGGAAAAGGAAAAACGAUAAAUCUACCGAAGAGCUCAGGUUGCGCAGCGUUUCAGUCAUUUGACACAGUACGGCGUGUUUGUUUCUCGUCUUUUCUCCCCGGCAGGUCAGCACAACAUGCUCACAGCAUUUCAAAGCAAAAAGAGACGCCCUUUCCUUCGAGCUCGGCAGGGCAGAACGUGGGCAUUGUGUUUCUUGGUCCGUGCACUGCCCCGUUGGUCAUUGGUGUGCUGGUAGCUCUUUGUCUCAGAGCAGCUGACAUCUUCGGUGGUGGAUAAAUAUCGAUUCUUGGACUUGUAUCUUCUCCUGAUGUAGCUUUGAUUAGCUGCUGGAUCUUUUCAGUCCAAGUUUGUGAUCCCACAAAAGAGUCAAAUAAGAGGUGGGAAGGUGUUCCACGGUGGCUCAUUAAGGCCGCCCCUUAUUUCCAAGAGGAAUAUCUCGUGCGCUCUUUCUCAAUCUGAUGAUGCCUUCACUACUUACAAGGACCAAGAGAAAAGCCGGACUAAGGUUAAGAUGUGUGGAAUUACAUCCCCUAGGGAUGCCGCUAUGGCAGCGGAAGCGGGAGCUGAUUAUAUUGGGAUGAUUAUCUGGCCCAACUCAAAACGUUCGGUAUCACUCCCCACUGCAAAGGAAAUCUCUAAGGUUGCAAGGGAACAUGGGGCACUUCCUGUCGGAGUCUUUGUGGAUGAUGAUGCAGAGACAAUAUUAAGGGCUUCUGAUGAAGCUAAUCUCGAACUUGUUCAGCUUCAUGGAGAUGGUUCCCGUGCUGCAUCUCCUGUUUUAGUAAAAGAAAGAAGAAUAAUUUACGUUCUUCACGCAAAUGAAGAAGGUGACCUGGUGAAUCAGAUCUCAGAGGGGGAAUCUUCCCUAUACAACUGGAUUCUUGUAGAUAGCGCGAAAGGUGGCAGUGGCAAAGGAUUUAACUGGGCACAGUUCAAGCUACCAAGAAGUAGAAGCAAGCACGGAUGGCUUUUAGCAGGAGGAAUAAAUCCCGAGAAUGUUUCUGAAGCUCUCUCUAUUCUCAAACCCGAUGGGAUCGAUGUUAGCAGUGGAAUUUGUGGUUCAGACGGAAUAAACAAGGAUCAGCUUCGGAUAUCGUCUUUCAUGACUGCGGUACGCUCUAUGCACCAAUAAUGCACUUCUCACAAGGCAAAAAAUCAUUGGAGAAACCUCGCUGUAAUAACAAAUCAAACUGGUGUAAGUCCAGUUUCUUGUCAACUUCGCAUUGAACCAACAUUCUUGUCUCUCAGUUCAUUCACGAUUCAAUUGCUUGUACAUUGUCUUAAACCGUGUACUGUGUAUCAUGUAAGAGUUGGCUCUCUGGAAGGUGAUAACGGUACUUGUGAAUAA
Molecule: messenger RNA, 1383 nt
Organism: Punica granatum (pomegranate)
Lineage: Eukaryota; Viridiplantae; Streptophyta; Magnoliopsida; Myrtales; Lythraceae
Source: RefSeq, a predicted model, not a curated record